Tarenaya hassleriana is the source of this 1020-nucleotide messenger RNA. RefSeq lists its product as uncharacterized. Bases 148 to 813 code for a protein of 221 amino acids. The transcript has 3 exons. Gene Ontology annotation, molecular function: DNA-binding transcription factor activity; sequence-specific DNA binding. NCBI's taxonomy places the organism in Eukaryota, Viridiplantae, Streptophyta, Magnoliopsida, Brassicales, Cleomaceae. The record is from RefSeq and is a predicted model, not a curated record. Gene Ontology annotation, biological process: positive regulation of DNA-templated transcription. Gene Ontology annotation, cellular component: nucleus.
CAACACCAUGGAAAUGGCAAAACAUGAUAUCAUUCACGCUUCCAAAUUUUUCACUACUUGCUCUCCAAUAUAUUCCUCUUUAUAUAUUCGACGUUUUAGAUCCUCGAGUAACUCCGCACCAAACCCAUUUUCUAACUCUUAUUGCCAAUGGAGUUCCGACCAUCUCUUCCUCGAGUUCACCCUUCUGUCCGGAUCCCGAUCUCUUCCUCUUCCCGUCUUAGUGUUACGAGUGAAAGAGACACCAUCCACGCGGCCCAAAAACCACAUUCCAAAAGAUGGAGCCCUUCCAAAGCGGACCUUCUCAUCCUUGAGGAGGCUUUCUCGGCGAAUGUCGGAAAGAUCAAGACCGAUACGAAAAACGAGCUGUCUGAAAAACUCAAGAUACCGCCCCGUGCGGUGGCACUGUGGUUCACCAAGCGGAGAGCCGAGCACAAAUCCGAAAAACUCGAGGAGAAAUCUGUUGUCUCUCGAGCUCGUUACCUCAACUGCAUGGCUUACUUGGACAGACUUUCCAAAAGGAACGAAACCCUAAUGCAGAUUCCGGUGGCUGCUACCAAUGGCACGCUGAUAACAUUGGACGAGGACACGACAAAGGCAAAUGGGUCCAAAUUAUUACAACUUGUGGAUCCCCGAAAUCUUUAUUGUGUCGGACGUACCGGAGAGACGGCAAGUGAAUCGUAUGAAGAGGCUAAUAGCUCAGCUAACUGGGGAAGCGCUGAUGAGUACGAUUGUUUCCGAGGGUUAGGGAACAUAGUGGAAGAAGGCGACAGCUACACGACGAAUUCAUACCCUUUUCCGGAGCUUGAAUUUUGAUGGGUAGUGAUAUGAGUUCAUGUAUGACCAUCCCCUCUUGGUUUUCAAUUGAAUGCUGCUGCUGCUGAUGAUGAUCAACCAGAUGAAUCUUCACUGUUUACUCUUGGUGAUGUGUGUUUUCCUCUGUCUCUGCAUUAUUCCCAUCUGCAGAAGUGGAACCUAUAUGCCAUAACAAACAAAACAAAAAAAAGACACCAGCUUUCUUCU